Messenger RNA from Larimichthys crocea (large yellow croaker), 2324 nucleotides. It is a transcript of the gene fam124a, whose product is annotated as family with sequence similarity 124 member A. The coding region runs from base 212 to 1909 and encodes 565 amino acids. Lineage: Eukaryota; Metazoa; Chordata; Actinopteri; Sciaenidae. The transcript is spliced from 4 exons. The record is from RefSeq and is a predicted model, not a curated record.
GACAAACAGUCGCUCAGUCUCCUGUUGCUGCAACUAGUUGAGCAGUCAGCUCAGUGCAGGUCAGGAGUUAGAGAGCCUGCUCGCUCAGACUCUCUGCUCGGUCGUACAUCUCCUCUGUCAGCCGCACCGUGUUUCUUAACACUGCGUUUGACUCGUUUUCCUCUGGACUCUGAAACAAUGCAGCUGACCGCGGAUCAGCCGAGCCUGUGAGAUGGAGAAAACCUCAGCAGAGGAUGACUGCGUGGAUUCAGGAGCCGAGACCGGAGGGUCUGAUUACAGUCCCCUGUCCUCAACGAGCAUAUGUGGAGGUGAGUUAUCCAUGGGCGAGCUCCAGGAUCCCUUCCUAGUCAGCAUCCACCUCAUCGCCGACCCCGGCCAAGGAAAGUUCCUGCAACACGCCGCUGAUGCUGUGCUGGCGUGGGUUCACCCUGAGCUGCAGCUUUUCCGGGUCUCAGAGCGAGCCUCCGUCCAGCGGCCCCGGACCAAGCACCAUCAAAACGGUGGCCUAGGUGCAGCUUCCCAGCCAGCCCUGGCAGUCAUCGUGUUCCUCCAGGAGGCGUACGGCGGUGAUGAGCAGAUACUGAUGCUGCACCGCACUCUGCAGAGGCCUCCUUGGCGCUACCACCACACUGAAAAAGUCAGCAAUGGCCGGCGGAUGCUGCCGCUGGCACCAUGCAGUCAGGACUUUUUCACUCUCUCUUCUGGCACGCCGCUCUGGGCCGUGCGGCAGGUCCAUUAUGGGAAAGAAAUUGUCCGUUUUACUGUUUAUUGCCAACACGAAAAUUACGUCGACAUGGUGAGGCUUUACAAGCUGCUACUUCAGCGGAGGGUAGCACAGAAGAAGGAGGACUUUUGCUUCUUUGUGGUGUACUCCAACCCGGAUAUGGAGAUCCAGCUGUCAUUUAAGAGGCUGCCGCGAGGUCAGAGUCCAGUGGUGCUGGAGUCAGCGGUGAUGGAGGUGCGGGUACGAGAUGUCGGGGCGCUGGUGCCCCUGCUGCCACACCCCUGCAGCCCAAUCAGUGAUGUCCGCUGGCAGACAGAGGACUACGAUGGAAAUAAGAUCUUGCUGCAGGUCCAAGGUGCACACUUCAAACACCAACAAGAUCCCUGCCACAUAUCAAACGUUAUCACAGAAUCAGCCUCGGCUCCAUCCACCUUCACUCGAAGCACUGCCUCCAGCAAGAACCGUCGGCACCACCAUCGGGCAGCACCCCGUCUCAGAGUCCACCAGAACCCCCACAGCUCCCACUAUCUGGCCUGCGAGGAGCUGGACGAGCAGGAGCAAUGGGCUGACCGGCACCAUCCAGACAGCUGGAGAACCCAAUGGAGGGGCCACCAGUCCGGAUCCCUCUUCUCUCUACCCAACCUGGGGUCAGGCAGCUCGCACUCCACCUGCUCCUCUCCGGGCCCUUCUCCCAGUCCUCAUCACAGGAGCCACUCUUUCAAUAGGAGCUCCUCCUUCGUCCCACCUUUCCGGCUCAAUGUGGAUGCUCUGAUUGGGGCAGAGGAGACGGAUGUGGACACGGGGGAUAAAGUAAAUUCAGGCAGCAGUGUGGACCUUACAGUGGUGUCCGCGUACAUCAAAUCCAGCCUGCAACAGACUUCUCGGCCAUUAUCAGCGCCACCAGAAGACAUUGGACCCUCCCUCUCCCCUGGCAUCCCAGAAGACUCCUACAAGGCAGCCACACUGGGCCGGACUCCAAACAGCUUCACCAACAACUCACCCUCUAACUUCAUGGGGUUACGUAUCCAAAGAACCAGUAUGAACACAAGUGACGCUCCAUCACUGAGCGAUGUUUCCAUGAACCAGUCCGACAGCUGCAGCAUUAUUAGUGCGCCAAUUGAAGAGGCAGACAAGGUAGAAGAGGAAGCCGAAGAAGAAGAAGAAGACCAAGAAUUCUACAUUUGAUUUAUUGCUGUAAAAUGAGAGGACUCAGUAAUGAGCCUAUGAUGACAGACUUCAGAACUGAGGCUGUCAACACAGCUCUGCUCUGCCCCCUGGUGUUUGAUAGUAAAAUAACAGUGACUGUAUAAACUGGAGCUCGGCACAAACUGUAUUUGACAUUCUUGUGUAUUUGGUGUGUAUGUUGCUUUUUUGCAUGUAGAUUUAAGCUUUGUAAAUGUCAGGUUAUAUAUAAGUAAAUGAAAUGACUCAUUUAAAGGACCAAUCACAUAACUGUGUACAGAAACACUCUAUUCAAUAAAUGUUUGUCUCCAUCAUGUGUGCUACACACUACCACUUUAAGGUAACUUUCCAACCUUGACUCUCCAUUUUAUUGAUUUAAAACUGUUUAUCUAAACAGCUGUUAUGGUAUAAGAGUUAU